GAAAAGACUCAAUCAUUUGGGGGUAUUGUUUUGUCACGGUUAUCCUGCCUUUACUCUUAUCUUUUAUGAGUCUUAUCUAUAGCAGUUAUCUCAUAGCAGCAAAGACAUAUUACAUUUAGUUUCCUAUCUAAAUCGUCGUGUGUGUGUGUGUGUGUGUGUGUUUUUUUGUAAUUAUGAUGAAGCUUUCAAGCAGGGGAACUUAAAAGCUUUGCCACCAGGAACUUCGUAAUUACUUUUAGGUUUACAAGUCUGCUUGUUGUAUGUUGUAUACUGCUGUUGCUAUUUGUGUGUAUAGGUUUAUUUUAUUUUAAUGUGCAAGUGGUUGUCAAAACGAAGCCCGUUUGUUAAACAUGUGUAAAAAAAUGAUGACAUGUAUAGUUAAUGCAGAAAUCGAGUUGUCGCUAUUUCAAAAUGAAAGUGAGCAGUACUUUGAGAGGCCUUAGAAAAGCAGUGGUGUGGGCUGGUACUGAUGUCUCCGAAAGGGGCUAUCCUCUCAGUUUUCAUAAACCUCACUCUAGAUCGGAACCUGGAUGGACCUCAGUGAAUCUAACUGGUCCAUGGUUAAGCGGCUAUCAUCUCGCAGCCCAGGGUCUUCGCCGGCUGAACACAAUUACCUUAGCAGUGACAGAAGAGACAGACCUGCUUCUGCAUCAGAAGAGCUGAGGUCACCAUCAGCUACUAAUCUUGACACUGAAGAAAACCAGCCAACAGAGGGCAGGUCACUACACUCCUACGUUCAUUCGGGACAUCACAUCAGCCUACCGAGUUCGGAGGACGUAACACUCUUCACGGAUUUAGACCAGGGCAACAAGCUUAUUAUUUCCAGUGGGAAUUUCAAAGGGAGCUUAGUGGUUGACCCCAGCGACAUGUACCAAACCUUAGCCAUGGCUGCGGCCCAGGGGCCAGCAGGAUACGACUCGUCUGCCAGUAGCUUUAUGCACUCCACAUCAACCUCUCCAGUUUACGUACCGACAACCAGGGUUGGACCCAUGAUCUCUGGAAUCACGUACCUGCAAGGGAGCGGGGCUUCACAGCCAAGCCAUGCGGUCAGCAACCACUCUGUGUGGUCACAACCUGCCUCAGAGAGCCCAUCUUACAGCACGGGUAGCCCCCACGGCUCUAACCGUUUCCACUACUCUCCAAGUCCGCCAGUGAAUAACGGAGCAUCCAGGGAUGGCAACUACAGUAACACUCUGAAUGUCAACGGGAGAGACCAGUACAGUCCACUGGCCAGACCGCUAAAUGGAUCUUACCCCAGCCCAUAUUCACCUUACGUGGGAGCGCAACUUACAACAGCCUGGCCAACAGGACCCUUUGACAACACUAUGCUCCAUACUUUACAAAACAGAGGGGCACCGAUACCAAUUCGAGCACCAAAUGGAGAUAUACUGGAUGAUUUAGGUGAGAGCAGAGAAUGUGUUAACUGUGGCUCCAUCUCUACGCCCCUGUGGAGACGAGAUGGCACGGGGCACUAUCUCUGUAACGCGUGUGGGCUGUACAGCAAGAUGAACGGGCUCAGCAGACCGCUUAUUAAACCACAAAAACGAAUGUCUUCAUCAAGGCGGAUCGGCCUGUCCUGUGCAAACUGUCACACCAGUACUACCACAUUGUGGCGCAGGAAUGCAGAAGGGGAACCAGUGUGUAAUGCUUGUGGACUCUACACCAAAUUGCACGGGGUACCUAGGCCACUUGCAAUGAAGAAAGAAGGAAUCCAGACAAGGAAAAGAAAACCCAAGAGCCUUAAUAAACCCAAGGCCCCCUCUGGCAGCAGCAAUCCCGUACCCAUGACUCCAACCUCCUCGUCUUCAUCGAACUCUGAGGACUGUACGAAGACUGGAUCUCCAUCCGCACAAGUGCCAGUGUCAGGGAUCAAUUCCUCAGCAAUGUCGGGCCAAGGAGAUAGCACCAACACUGGAAGCCCUGCACUGAAGUAUUCAGGUCAAGAGGGCCUCUACGCGGGAGUCAGUCUGACCUCCACUGCUGAAGUCACAGCCUCGGUCCGAGGGGAGACGUGGUGUGCUCUGGCACUGGCCUGAUCCUUCCCGUAAAUAAAGAUUGAUGCCAGCACCAGAUGUUUCAUCAGUGAUCCAGCAACGGUAUCAUCAAAGCAGCGACACUGCUGAAGCAAGGAGACAGGACGUUACAUGGGAGUGUUUUUCUUUUAUUUUCCCAUGGGCUUGAAGAGGUGCGGGACUAAAAGAACCACUUUAUUCCCUGAUAUUUGUUCUCUGCAAGCAUCUAAAAACAGAAAGAAUCUAAAAACAGAAAGAAUCUAAAAACAGAAAGACUAAAAACAGACUCGGCAGACGGGCGGAGGAGAAGUUCCAUCUUUAAAGCUUGUUGCUCUUCCAGAGACAAAAAAAAAAAGAAAACUGUUUCUAAAGCCCAGUCACACUGCCUUUUUAAAAUAUUAUUAUUGUUGUUAUUAUCUGAUCUGCAAUGGGUACUUUCAGAAUGAGUUCCACAUUCUCUAGUGAAACCACUGCAGCCAUUGUAUUUAACUACAUACGUUGCUAAACACUAUUUGACCGGAUGAGGUUAACUGGAUUCAUCAGCUUUUCUUCCAAUACAAUCAAGAACACUAUGGUACAAUACAUUGCAUGCCUUUGCUGGCAACUGGAAAAUAAAACACUACAUGCAAAGUUAUUAGCUCAAUCAAAACUGAAAUAUUUCUUUACCUAAUUUUUCUUUUCUUUUUUUCUUCCUUUUUUAGCUUCAAUAAGGAAAACACACACACAACAUGUGCCAAUAGUGCAAAACAUAAUAGUUUAGUAUGUGCUGCAUUUUAAUUUAUGCAUACCUAGUGAUUAUUGUUCUUUGGAGUACAUUUAAUUUAUAAUGAAGCCGCACAGCGUUGCUUUUACUUUUUUUUCUGAAAGUUCCUAUUGUAGUCUGAUUGAGAUGUCAUGGUUUUAAACAGGGUAACAAACAGAUAAGUCCUUGACUUCCAUAUGUUCAAGUGCAAUUUGUGUUGCAGCAAUCAGUGUUAAAUCAAAUGUUUCAGAUUUAACAAUUUAUUUUGCAAUGAAUGUAAACAAAUAUUUUAUCUUAAUGGUACUUAUCUAAUUUAAAAUUGUUUGCCAGGCAUCAUUAGCAGUUGAUAUUUUCAACGGUUUAAAAGAUGUCCCAAUCUUAGUUUUAAAAAACAAAUUCAAUCCAAUAAUCUCUUUUUAGAAUAAAUUUCACUCAGGAAAUUUUUACUGAUGGAUUUUUUUGUAAAAGAACAUUACAGUAAUAUUUUCUGGAAAGGAAUAGUGCUGAAAAUUUACUACCUAAAUGAUACAUAAGUAAAUACUCCAAGACUUAUGUAUCUUUCAAGUUUUAUGAUACAAUAUGUAAACUAGGUGUAUGUAUAGGUUGGAUGACAUAAUAUUGUGUUUAGAUGAGAUGCCUUUGCCAUAUUGUUAUUUGUUCAAUAAAACUGAUUUAAGGA
Acipenser ruthenus (sterlet) is the source of this 3433-nucleotide messenger RNA. Its product is annotated as GATA-binding factor 6-B-like. The coding region runs from base 531 to 2036 and encodes 501 amino acids. The transcript has 7 exons. Lineage: Eukaryota; Metazoa; Chordata; Actinopteri; Acipenseriformes; Acipenseridae. Gene Ontology annotation, biological process: positive regulation of transcription by RNA polymerase II; epithelial cell differentiation; cell fate commitment. The record is from RefSeq and is a predicted model, not a curated record. Gene Ontology annotation, molecular function: zinc ion binding; DNA-binding transcription factor activity, RNA polymerase II-specific; RNA polymerase II cis-regulatory region sequence-specific DNA binding. Gene Ontology annotation, cellular component: nucleus.